Molecule: messenger RNA, 201 nt
Organism: Phytophthora sojae
Lineage: Eukaryota; Oomycota; Peronosporomycetes; Peronosporales; Peronosporaceae
Exons: 1
Source: RefSeq, a predicted model, not a curated record
AUAGCGGAUGAGCACAAGAAUGAUGCCGACGGAGAGCUCCUGCCGAACAAAGGGACAGGAAGCCCCGAGAGACCGACGGUGCAGACGUUUCAGUCCUUGAUCGGAGGCCUGUUGUGGAUCGCCCGGUGCACUAGGUCAGACAUUGCCUAUACGAUGUAUCGGGUGACGAGGCGCGCACACGCGCCUAAUGUGAGUGAUUGG